This is a messenger RNA of Salvia splendens (bonfire salvia), 1245 nucleotides long. RefSeq names its product protein FAR1-RELATED SEQUENCE 5-like. The transcript is spliced from 4 exons. The coding region runs from base 1 to 1245 and encodes 414 amino acids. Lineage: Eukaryota; Viridiplantae; Streptophyta; Magnoliopsida; Lamiales; Lamiaceae. The record is from RefSeq and is a predicted model, not a curated record.
AUGUUUCCUGAUGAAGCUGGUGGGAAGCUAUGUCAUGUCAGAUUUUUUAAUGGCAGCACCGCCUCUACAGCUUCUGAUGCUGUGGAUCAAUUAGGCCAUCUAAUGCUUUCUGUGUUGGUUGUACCCGAGUGUUCUCCAGAAUUGAAACUCAUCGUCGGUCAAAAGUUCCAAUCACUAGAUUUCACUUUCGCGUUUUACGAUGUGUAUGCUCACGCUGUUGGAUUUGAUACGCGCAAACAAAGAAUAAGGAAGACGGAAGGUGUUACUACUUGGUAUUAUGACAUAUGCAAUAGGGAAGACAGCAAGAAGACAAACGGCGAUAACCAAUUGAAUGCACGUUCUGGUUUUUCUAUGAAAUGCACACGAUUAUCUAAGCGUUGUGGUUGUAAAGCGAGCAUAUCGUUCAAGUUCUUCUCCGAAAGAGGACUUCCAGGUUAUAUUAUCCAGGAGUUCAACGAGGUUCAUAACCAUUACCAUUAUAUGGUUGAGGUUCCGCAUCAGCAGUUUAUGUCACUUAAUCGAAAGUUAGAUGAUGUACAUCACAAAUUCAUUCUUGAUUGUUCGAAGGCUAAUAUAGGCCCCACACUUACCUUCAAGGUGUUGAAGGAAAUUCUCGGUGGAUUUGAUCUUGCUGGGUGCAAUGUCGAGGAUAUCAGGAACACUUCUCGAGACAUCAAAGGAUACGCACAUGGGUUCGACGUACAAAUGGUGUUGGAUGAUAUGGCUAAGAAGAAGGAACUGUCUGAGGCGUUCACAUAUCACUAUGAGGUUAAUGCUAGUAACCAGUUGGUUGCUCUGUUUUGGUGCGAUGGUUUGAUGAAGAGGAAUUGUCAUAUGUUUGGUGAUAUUGUGGCGUUUGACUCUACCUACAACACAAACAGAGAUUUUCCACUUGGGUCGAUGAUUAGGACUACCUCCAUAUCUGAAUCGGAGAACAGCUUCUAUAAAAACCUUUUGAAGCCACCCGCCAACAUUGCCGAAUUCUACUUGAAUUUCAACUAUGCUCUGGAAUUUCAGCGUAAUAGUAGAACAAAAUUGGACUACCACGAUGCAACUGCCCUGCCCAUAUUGGGCACUACCUUGCCAUUCGAGAAACAUGCUUCGACGAUGUACACCGAUAGUAUGUUCAAGAAAAUACAAGAGGAAAUUAUUGAGGGUAAUGAUAGAUGCCGCGUUCUGGGUUUUUCAUCUACAGAUAUGGUUGACACCUACAAACUUGGGGACAACAAUCGAACAAUGAAGUGA